Austrofundulus limnaeus is the source of this 2255-nucleotide messenger RNA. It is a transcript of the gene acvrl1, whose product is annotated as activin A receptor like type 1. NCBI's taxonomy places the organism in Eukaryota, Metazoa, Chordata, Actinopteri, Cyprinodontiformes, Rivulidae. The record is from RefSeq and is a predicted model, not a curated record. Gene Ontology annotation, molecular function: transmembrane receptor protein serine/threonine kinase activity; ATP binding. Gene Ontology annotation, cellular component: BMP receptor complex; plasma membrane. Gene Ontology annotation, biological process: heart development; transforming growth factor beta receptor signaling pathway; protein phosphorylation.
GAAAAUGAGAGGUUUGGCAACAGGAAAACCGCUCAGAGAAACACAUUCCAGCCGGAGCAGAGUCUGUGCGGAACAAUGAGGGGUGGGACGAAAGGCUGCACUAUUUUAAAAAAAGAAAAUCUCCAAUCUGGUCUUUUUUUUAUCAGGAACUCAGCUGGAGACAGAAAGCUGUCGGUGAGCAGGAGCGUUCGGAACGGAAGGACGCUGGUUCGAUCCCCGCAGCGAAGCUGUUCGAGUUGUCGCUUUUAUCAGCGCAGAUUUGGACUGAGAUGAACUGACAGCUCGUCGUUUAAACCUCAAGCCGCUGCUUUUUUUUUAAGUCCCGCUUUUAACAGGAACUCUUCAGACUCUGAUAUGGGAGACGUGCGAGGUUUGCAUCAGUCCCGUUAAAAGACAAAAAAACAGACAUGGGAAGCUCCGCUCUGCUCACUGUUGUGUUUGCAGGAGUUUUUCUCUGGACUUCUGCCGUUCAUGCAGACAGCCUUGACGAGCCAGAAGAUGAGAAGCUGCUGUGCACCUGCAAGAACAACAAAGGCAUAUGCAGCAACGGAACGUGCCGAGGAGACUACUGUUUCUACACCUGGGUUCAGGGCAGUGAGGAAUGGGGAUGUUUCCCCAAAGAGAUUUACAGGGAGCAGUGCUCAUCCAUGAAAGGCAUUUUCGCUCACUGCUGCAAAGAGACCAAGUGCAACGCCUUCGUCACACCACCUCCAAAUAUUAAUGGAGAGCCAACAACAACAGCCCCUCCAGAAUUCCCACAGUCAUCGCUGUGGGUCGCCGUGUCCUUGCUGCUCUUAUUCACGACCUUGAGUGUCUGCAUCUUUGUGCUGUUUCUGCGCUUCCGACGAGUAGCCUGCAAGCUGAAAGACCCUGAGGCCCACGGUGCUAUGAUCAAAGUCCCCAACGGAGACGACCCCACAUAUGGCGAUAUUUUUGAUGAGUUUUGCACAUCAGGGAGCGGAACAGGACUUCCAUAUCUGGUCCAAAGAACCAUGGCUCGACAAAUCACACUUGUCGAGUGUGUCGGUAAAGGCAGGUAUGGUGAGGUGUGGAGGGGGACGUGGAUGGGGGAGAGUGUAGCUGUCAAGAUAUUCUCCUCCAGGGACGAGCAGUCGUGGUUCAGGGAGACCGAGAUCUACAAUACUGUGCAGCUGUGUCAUGAAAACAUCCUGGGUUUCAUUGCCUCGGACAUGACGUCCAAGAAUUCCAGUACCCAGUUGUGGCUCGUCACUCACUUUCACGAGCUGGGUUCCCUCUACGAUUUCCUGCAGUACAGCAGCAUGGAGCCAGAGGGCUGCCUGAGGAUGUGUCUGUCUGUGGCCUGCGGCCUGGUCCACCUCCACACUGAGAUCGUCAGCUCMCAGGAGAAACCGGCAAUAGCCCACMGGGACCUGAAAAGCAGAAACAUCCUGGUGAAGCGAAACGGGCAGUGCUGCAUCGCUGAUCUAGGUUUGGCUGUGAUCCACUCUCAGUCUCAUGACUACCUGGACGUUGGCAACAAUCCUCGUGUAGGGACCAAGCGCUACAUGGCUCCUGAGGUGCUGGAUGAGACAAUCCGUGUGGACAUUUUUGAGUCUUAUAAGCAAACAGACAUCUGGGCUCUUGGCCUGGUCUUCUGGGAAAUCGCCCGCAGGACAAAUGUCAACGAUCUUGUCAGCCAUUGUGAAGCUCAUGAAGGAGUGUUGGUACCAGAACCCAACCGCGCGCCUCACUGCGCUGCGAGUGAAGAAGACUCUUUCUAAACUGGACACUGAAAGUGACUACAGUCUAGAUAAACUUAAGCGGGACAUUUAAACACGAGGACCAGUGCCACAACUCCAAAUUCCAACAGAACAAAGUGACUUUCAUCAACUGAUUUGGACUCAGACUAACACCAUGUUAUAGUAAUAAGUUUAUUCUAAUGGGUUGAAUUACAUACAUUUACUUUUUUUCAUGAACUAGUUUCCUUUUUCUCAAAGGUCUACCAUCCUCCAGCAUCCCACAGACAGGAAGCAAAAUCUACUCACACUCAUACUUAUGUUUAUCCUUUUUGACAGUUUUCAUUUGCUGUGUGGAAUUCCUACAAUGACUCAAAUCACAAAAAGCUACAAAGCUCUGAUAUAAUCUUUACAGUAAGAAAUAACAAAGCACAUUAUCUAUUAUUUAAGCAUAUUUAUCAUACGUGAAAUGGGCAUAAGACAGAUAAAAAGAACAAAAAUGUAUAUAUUCAGACAUUAAACUUUUAUGAAUUUUAUUGAUAUUUACCAAUAUGAGGA